CAAGUGUGUUGAGGGCGAUAGCAAGCAACCAGCAGCCCUGAGGUGUCCCUCACUCUCCUGACGUUCUCUGCUUGCUUCUCUUAUCGCUCUUUUGACUUAUUUUUGAGGCCGUUUUGACUUUGACGUGAAUUAACGACCUCUGUUUUGGGGACGGCAUGGCAUUGCGACAACAUUCAGACAAGGAGCCGAGCAUUGAGUUAUUUGUUAAGAGCACAGGCACAACCUUAUCACGGCCCAAGUGAGCAAAGAGCAUGCUGUGUGAUGACAGGCCCCCAAGCAGGCACACCCACUCAACCAUGCACAUGCAGUCAAGAAAAUGGGUCCUUGUUUCCCAACAAAACAUUCAUUUUCUAUACAGGUCACAGGACAGCUGAGUUUGGGUGGGGCCGGCCAUGACGGCGAGAACGUGGGCAACUGUCCCUUCUGCCAGGGGCUCUUCAUGGUGCUGUGGUUGAAAGGAGUCAAGUUCACCGUGACCACUGUUGACAUGAGGAAGAAGCCCGCAGAGCUGAAGGACCUGGCCCCCGGCACCAACCCGCCUUUCCUGCUCUACAACGGCACCCUCAAAACAGACUUCAUCAAAAUCGAGGAGUUCCUCGAGCAAACACUGGCCCCUCCCAGGUAUCCACACCUCAGCCCUCUAAACAAAGAGUCCUUUGACGUGGGCGCUGACAUUUUUGCAAAGUUUUCCGCCUUCAUCAAGAACACACCAAACAAUGCCUUUCAAGAGAAAAACCUGCUACGGGAGUUUAAGCGUCUGGACAAUUACCUGAACUCUCCCCUACCCGAAGAAAUCGACCACAACUCAAGUGAGACAGUCGGCGUCUCCAAGAGGAAGUUCCUGGACGGGGACCGCCUCACUUUAGCCGAUUGCAACCUUCUCCCCAAACUGCACGUCAUCAGGGUUGCCUCCAAGAAGUACUGCGGCUUUGACAUCCCAGCCCAGUUGACAGGCGUGUGGCGAUACCUGCACAACGCCUAUGAGCGGGAGGAGUUCAAACAGACGUGUCCGGCUGAAAUCGAAAUCGAGAAGGCUUACUUAGGAGUGGCCAGUAACAGGAAAUAAAAUGUUCAUUCACCAUCUGUACAUGGUGCUGUGUGGUGCCAAAGAUGUAACAGCCAUCAAUCAUCUUAACACAGGGAUGGGGAACCUUUGGUUUUUUGUUUGUUUUUUUUAAUACUUCAGAGGUUUAAUUUGUUUUUAGAAUUGCUGUAUAUGACACACCUGCCACUGGUUCCCCACUACUGCCUUUAGAACUCAAAUCACAGAACACAGCGUUUUAGUGCUUUUGACUGUUUUAGUCACCUACAAGACCAAUUGUGAAAUUGACUGUUUAUUUAAUUUACAAGACUUGUGUUUAUAGUGUACAUAAAUACAGUAUAUUUUCAAUGAUUGUUAGUGAGUAACAAUCAGAACCCUUCAAAACUCUUCCUUUUAAUAAUGCAGAAAAUUAAUAUUCUUGUCUAUCUUAUUCUGUACUAACACAACUGACAUGAUGGGGAAUGUGCCACUACCAUACUAAUAAAAUAUUCAAAUGUGUUUGUUAUUUUAAAUCUCA
This is a messenger RNA of Hippocampus comes (tiger tail seahorse), 1559 nucleotides long. RefSeq names its product chloride intracellular channel 2 (gene clic2). Gene Ontology annotation, biological process: negative regulation of ryanodine-sensitive calcium-release channel activity; chloride transmembrane transport. The record is from RefSeq and is a predicted model, not a curated record. The transcript is spliced from 7 exons. Bases 317 to 1066 code for a protein of 249 amino acids. Gene Ontology annotation, molecular function: chloride channel activity. NCBI's taxonomy places the organism in Eukaryota, Metazoa, Chordata, Actinopteri, Syngnathiformes, Syngnathidae.